AGCUGAUUUGCAGCAUGCCCUCCCCAGGGCGAUCUGCCUGGGCCAGCCGCGCCUGCGGGCGCGGCGCCGCGCGCCGGCGGGCGCUGCUGGUGGCCCUCGCCGCGUGCCUGGUCGUGGGCUCGCUGCCGAGGCGCUGCCCGGGGCCGCGGUGCUCUCCGGAGCAGGGCCUCCGAGGCGCUCACGGCGGGCCCGCCGCCGGCCUGGCUGCCGUGGCGGCGACUCCGAGGGCCGCCGCGCCGCCUGGCCAGGGGGCGCUCUGGCCGGAGGUGCCCGCGUACACCCUGAGCGACGGGGUGCGGAUGCCGAAGAUCGGCUUCGGGACCUACCGCGUCCAGCCUGGCGAGCAGACCCGCCGGGCCGUGGCGGCGGCCCUCGAGGCAGGCUACCGCAUGGUCGACACGGCGCAGGUCUACAAGAACGAGAGGGAUGUUGGCCAGGCCAUCCGAGAUUCUGGCCUGCCGCGGGAAAGCGUGUUCGUGGCCACCAAGGUCUGGGACGAUUCCCACGGCUUCGAGGAUGCCCAGAGGGCUGGCAGAGCGAGCGUCGAGCAGUUGGGCUUGGAGUAUACGGACCUACUCCUCAUGCACUCGCCCGGGCAGAGGAUGGUGGAGACCUACGACGCUCUGUUGCGCUUGCGGGAGGCCGGCGUUACCCGCUCCGUGGGCGUGGCCAACUUCGGCAUCAAGCAUUUGGAAGCUCUCCGAAGGUCUGGCAGGCCACCACCGGCAGUGAACCAGAUCGAGAUGCACCCCAUUGUCUAUCCGGAGCGUGAGGCGCUCGUGGAGUAUUGUCGGCGGCACGGCAUACUGGUGCAGGCGUACGGCUCGCUGCUCUCUGGCAAGGAGGCAGCCCUUGCCCACGGGGCGUUGGUCGAGCUGGCCGCCGCCUUGGGGCGCCCUGUCGGCCAGGUGCUGCUGCAGUGGGGCCUGAGCCGUGGCUUCCAGGUGAUUCCCAAGAGCAUCGAUCCGAUCAGGAUGAAGGAGAACCUGGGCGCGCUCGGCGUCGCGCUGAGCAGCGAGGAGGCCAGCGGGCUCGAGGACGCCAUGCAGGACAUCGGCAGCCUCGGAGUGUACUGGAACCCUGUCGACAGGGCUCCCGUGGACCUCGGCGAGAAUCGACAGCUGGAAGCGGCACUGUUGGGCUCGAUGCCAAGCUGGGGCCCGGUGGACCCAGCCGACCUGCUGGAGCUCCCAGACUCCGUCCUCGCGGAUGCUGCCCGAGAGGCCAACCGGGCCACGAACGAGAGAGAGGCGAAGCAGACCGCCUCCGACCUGCUGGAGACGCUGGUCCCCGUGGGCGGCCUCCUGACGCUGGUCUUCUUUGCUGCCGUCGUGAAGGUCCUCUUCUUUCUGUGAGGAGUGAUGGGGAGGAGAGAAGGAGGAGGAGGAAGAGUUCCCCGGGCCAGCCGCCACCUCCCUCCACUCCGUCGCAGACCCUCGCGCGCUGCUCCUUGUCGGAGGACGCCAGCCGUCCACGGACACCGAUCCCGGUCAGGCCGAUCUCUUGCUCGAGGCUGGGCCAGCAGGGCGAGUUCAUCGACCCACGGCCACGUAUUGGCCUGGUCAGGACCAGCGUAGACGGAUCGUUGGUGUCCUCUCAUCCUCACUUCCAGGUGCGAGUGCCUGCACGCAUUUUCGCCCUGCCUCGCCCCUCCUCUUUUGGCCGGUGCUUUUGUGCUUCUGGCAUGCGCCAGGGUUUUUUAGCAGAUGGUACGCGUGACAGCCGCCCUUUGGCAUCCACGCUGCCCCUCCCCCAGAAGAAAAAACUGUUCAGUGGCGAUCGGAGGCGAGACCGCUUGCGCGACCACACCCUGUCGACAUGUCAUUGGCGGUGUGUGCGCCCGUGCGCUGCGCCGUCGACUCGGGUUCCUGGCCUUGCACUUCGAUAUACUAGCCGGCCGCUCUGCGGUUGAUCGGGAGUUUCUGUAUGUAGGACAGGAGGCAUGCGAUUGUGGGCGAGAAGAGAAUGAGCGAA
Molecule: messenger RNA, 1974 nt
Organism: Prorocentrum cordatum
Lineage: Eukaryota; Dinophyceae; Prorocentrales; Prorocentraceae
Source: the annotation of a GenBank genome assembly